Messenger RNA from Trematosphaeria pertusa, 2312 nucleotides. Its product is annotated as Metallo-dependent phosphatase. Gene Ontology annotation, molecular function: calmodulin binding; calmodulin-dependent protein phosphatase activity. Gene Ontology annotation, cellular component: calcineurin complex; cytoplasm. Bases 397 to 2085 code for a protein of 562 amino acids. The record is from RefSeq and is a predicted model, not a curated record. The transcript is spliced from 7 exons. Gene Ontology annotation, biological process: calcineurin-mediated signaling; fungal-type cell wall organization. Lineage: Eukaryota; Fungi; Ascomycota; Dothideomycetes; Pleosporales; Trematosphaeriaceae.
GUGAGAUUCCUGAGGCCCUUCAUUUCUGGGGAGCUGGGCGUUCACCCCGAGUGACGUUGUUCGUUGGGGUGCUUCCUCAUUGGGCAGCUCCAUCCGCCAAGCCAAUGUAAUCCCCUCCAGCUCGACGCCUAUUUUCUCAGCCCUACAGCUCCACGGCCAGCGCAACAGUCGAGCACGCGACGACGCCCACCGCGACUCUUACCUCGAUCAGCCAGCGGUUGUAUGCCCAUUCGUAUUGUUUUGCCCUAUCCUCAGCGCGCACACUGUGUUGGAGCCUCGGCCCCCGUUUCACCCGCCGCCACCCAGGGUCUUUGCCCUCCCCACUCGCCCCUCGUUGCCUCCUCUCCGUCCGACUCCUACGCCACACUCGACUCUUCUCUAUAGACCCCGCCCACCAUGGAUAGCAACCAGCAGGGCUUCGAUCAGUCCAAAUACCUCGACAAUGCCAUCCGCGCCGUCAAGGAGAAGAAGCCCCUCCCCGAAAUCGACUUCACCCUGCAUACCAUGGAAGAUGGCACCCAAGUGAGCACUCUGGAGCGCGUCUGCAAAGACGUCCAAGCGCCCGCCUUCAACCCGCCUACGCAGGAUCAGUUCUUGUCACCGCAAGAUCGAACGAAGCCCAAUCUCCAGUUCCUGAAGCAGCAUUUCUACCGCGAAGGCCGUUUGACCGAGGAUCAAGCGCUAUGGAUCAUACGGAAGGGGACGGAGAUUCUGAAGUCGGAGCCCAAUCUGUUGGAGAUGGACGCGCCCAUCACGGUGUGUGGCGAUGUCCAUGGGCAGUACUACGACCUCAUGAAGCUGUUCGAAGUGGGCGGGGACCCCGCGGAGACGCGCUACCUGUUCCUGGGCGACUACGUUGAUCGGGGUUACUUCAGCAUAGAGUGCGUCUUGUAUCUGUGGUCUCUGAAGAUCUGGUAUCCGAACACGCUGUGGCUGCUUCGAGGAAACCACGAAUGCCGGCAUUUGACCGACUACUUCACCUUUAAGCUUGAGUGCAAGCACAAGUACUCGGAGGCCGUCUACGAGGCUUGCAUGGAAUCGUUCUGUGCAUUACCCCUCGCCGCGAUCAUGAACAAGCAGUUCUUGUGCAUACAUGGAGGGCUGAGCCCUGAGCUCCACACUCUGGAGGAUCUCAAGAGCAUUGACCGGUUCCGGGAGCCGCCCACGCAUGGGUUGAUGUGCGACAUUCUUUGGGCUGACCCGCUCGAGGAGUUUGGACAAGAGAAGACAAAUGACUUCUUCGUUCACAACCACGUCCGGGGAUGCUCAUACUUCUUCUCCUACCCUGCAGCAUGCGCCUUCCUUGAGAAGAACAACCUCUUGUCGAUCAUUCGCGCGCACGAAGCACAAGAUGCUGGCUACCGCAUGUACCGGAAGACGCGGACUACUGGCUUCCCCAGCGUCAUGACCAUUUUCAGUGCACCCAACUACCUGGACGUAUACAACAACAAAGCGGCGGUCUUGAAGUAUGAGAACAAUGUUAUGAACAUUCGACAGUUCAACUGCACGCCGCACCCAUACUGGCUACCCAACUUUAUGGACGUGUUCACAUGGUCGCUUCCUUUCGUUGGAGAGAAGAUCACCGAUAUGCUGAUUGCCAUCCUGAACACCUGCUCCAAGGAAGAGCUCGAGGAGGAGACACCCAGCUCCGUGGCUUCUGGACCCGCAUCGCCCCCGCUUCCUGCCAACAUGGAUCCCGAAUCAACGGAGUUCAAGCGACGAGCUAUCAAGAACAAGAUUUUGGCCAUCGGCAGACUCUCUCGCGUAUUCCAGGUAUUGCGUGAAGAGUCUGAGCGGGUUACUGAGCUGAAGACAGCGUCCGGGGGCCGAUUGCCCGCAGGUACCCUCAUGCUCGGCGCGGAAGGAAUCAAGCAGGCCAUACACAGCUUCGAAGACGCACGUAAGGUGGAUCUCCAGAACGAACGGCUGCCACCGAGCCACGACGAAGUGCGAAAGUCUCAGGAAGCGAGCCGAGAGCAGGCUCUCGAAAAAGCUAGCAAGGAGGCAGAGAACGAUGCGGGGCUCGCAACUGUCGCCCGAAGAAUCAGCAUGUCUUCUGGAUCCGGGCGCAGCAGGAGGAGCUAGUAACGGAUUGGGGAUUGAUGGCUCAAGUUGACGAACAGUGAUUGACUCUUGUUUUCUCUUUCGGCUGGGCAUUGUCCGUCUCAUCAAUAUACCACAUCAGGCGUAUUGCAGGCCGAAGGCUGGGACCUAGACGGAUAACCUUCGAUGAACGGUAGUAAUUUGCUGGUCGAAUGUCCAGCCCGUGCAGAAGCCCACGUAUAUGCAAUGAAACGAAUUUGGAAACUUCC